Leptinotarsa decemlineata (Colorado potato beetle) is the source of this 3445-nucleotide messenger RNA. RefSeq names its product Multidrug-Resistance like Protein 1 (gene MRP). Gene Ontology annotation, cellular component: membrane. The record is from RefSeq and is a predicted model, not a curated record. Gene Ontology annotation, molecular function: ATP hydrolysis activity; ATP binding; ABC-type transporter activity. Gene Ontology annotation, biological process: transmembrane transport. Lineage: Eukaryota; Metazoa; Arthropoda; Insecta; Coleoptera; Chrysomelidae.
CAUGGGUUUAGAGCGAAAAAAUCUACCACGACAGCAUUAGAAGAAGCUAUAUCUCACAUCCAUGACGCGUUGAACAAAAAAGAAAACAUAAUGGGACUGUUCUUUGAUAUGAGCCGGGCGUUCGAUACCGUUGAUCACAAUUUGUUGAAAGCUAAACUGUAUCAUAUUGGUGUUAGAGGCCCGUGUUUGGAAUGGAUACAUUCAUAUCUGUCAAAUAGAAAUCAACAAGUAGAAAUCAACGGUGUCCGAUCCGAGCCGAUUGAAACUAGAAUAGGCACUCCUCAAGGAUCAUUUGAGCCUCUAGUGAUUGAAAAUGGAACGUUCUCUUGGGGUGAAGAUCCAGUCUUGAAGAAUAUAAAUAUUCAGCUUAGAACACAAACUCUUACGGCUAUUGUAGGAACAGUAGGAUCGGGAAAAUCAAGUUUAGUGUCUGCCUUUUUAGGAGAAAUGGACAAAUUGUCCGGCAGAGUGAAUACUUACGGUAGUGUAGCUUACGUAUCUCAGCAAGCUUGGAUUCAGAACGCAACUCUGAAAGAUAACAUAUUAUUUGGUAAGCCUUUUGAUAAGGCUCUGUACAAUGAUGUUAUUGAGGCGUGUGCUCUGAAACCUGAUUUGGAUAUGUUACCUGCUGGAGAUCAAACGGAAAUAGGGGAAAAAGGAAUCAAUCUGUCUGGUGGACAGAAACAGAGAGUGAGUUUAGCUAGAGCUGUUUAUGCAAACGCCGACAUAUACUUCUUAGACGACCCUCUGAGCGCAGUUGAUAGCCAUGUUGGAAAACACAUUUUUGAAAAAGUGAUUGGUCCUAAUGGGAUGUUGAAGGAUAAAACAAGGGUGUUGGUUACUCAUGCCAUCACUUAUUUACCGCAAACCGACAAAAUUCUUGUCUUAAAAAGUGGUGAAAUAUCUGAAAGUGGAACCUACCAGGAAUUGCUGGACAGAAAAGAGGCCUUUGCUGAAUUCCUACUCCAGCAUAUCAGUGAAAGUGCAGAAACUGAAGAAGAACUUGAUGAGCUCAAAGACCAGCUUGUUGAUACACCUCUAUCAGAGGAAGUAAAUCGAAGAUUGGUCAGACACAGAUCACGAAUAUCUGAAUCUCAUUCUGAGUCUGGCUCAGACCGAAUUGGCAAUGGUUCAUUACAACGACAGAAAUCCAAUGACAGUGCUGAUAGGAGUCUAAGAAAAACAUCUAGCAUCACAGAUGAUUCUACAAAAUUACCAACUCUGGGUAAAAAAUUGAUUGAAGUUGAAAAGGCUGAGACUGGAAGUGUAAGCUGGGCCGUGUAUAAACACUAUUUGAUGUCGAUUGGAAUAUUUUUCAUGGUGGCGACGUUGUUUCUUAAUUUAAUUUAUCAAGGUUUCAGUGUAGGAUCGAAUGUAUGGUUGGGAGUCUGGGCAGACAGUGCAAAUGAAAGUCAAAACGACACAUCUAAAAGAGACAUGUAUCUUGGAGUUUAUGGAGCUCUUGGUCUGGGACAGGUCAUCACAGUAUUGCUAUCUUCGCUCAGCCUUUACAUAGGAACUUUAAAUGCAGCCAAAUCUUUACACAACGUCAUACUCGCGAAUGUUUUGAGAGUACCUUGUACGACAUUUUUUGAUGUUACACCAAUAGGAAGGAUCAUAAAUAGAUUCUCCAAAGAUAUCGAUACUUUGGAUAACGUUUUGCCCAUGACUUUGAGAGGAUGGGUUAUGUGCUUUUAUGGGGUCAUAGGAACAUUAUUUGUGAUAAGUUGUACAACACCACUCUUCAUAGCAGUUAUUAUUCCAAUUGCUAUUCUCUACUAUUUCAUACAGCGGUUUUAUGUUGCUACCUCAAGACAGUUGAAGCGUUUAGAGUCUGUCUCUAGAUCACCAAUCUAUUCACAUUUUGGGGAAACAGUCUCGGGAACACAUGCCAUCAGAGCUUACAAUCAACAGGAAAGAUUCAUUUUAGAAUCAGAACGUAAAGUGGAUCUCAACCAAAUAUGUUAUUAUCCAGGAAUAAUUUCUAAUCGAUGGCUAGCUGUUAGACUGGAAAUGAUGGGAAAUUUGAUUAUACUUUUUGCAGCACUUUUUGCUGUUAUUGCUAAUAAUCAGGCCCCCGGAUUAGUAGGAUUGUCAGUGACUUAUGCAUUGCAGAUCACGCAAACCCUCAAUUGGCUUGUUAGAAUGACAUCUGACGUAGAAACAAAUAUUGUAGCUGUGGAACGUAUCAAAGAAUAUGCUGAAGCAAAACAGGAAGCUGCAUGGGAAAUCACAAAUAAAAAUCCACCAAAUUCCUGGCCAGAAAUUGGUUCUGUUGAAUUCAGAGAUUAUUCUGUGAGAUAUAGACCUGGUCUUGAUCUAGUUUUGACUGGUGUCAAUUUCCACAUCAGAGGUGGUGAAAAAGUUGGCAUAGUUGGAAGGACUGGUGCAGGGAAAUCAAGUUUGACUCUUUCCCUUUUCAGAAUUGUUGAAGCUGCUGCAGGUAGCAUUUUUAUAGAUGGUGUCAAGAUAUCAGAACUGGGAUUGCACACCUUGAGAUCUCGAUUAACAAUCAUUCCCCAAGAUGCCGUUUUGUUCUCAGGAACCUUACGUAUGAAUCUGGAUCCCUUUGAUCAAUAUAAUGAUGAUGCAGUUUGGAGGUCCUUGGAGCACGCGCAUCUUAAAGAUUUUGUGAAAGGUUUGAAUGCAGGUCUCAAUCACGAAGUUACAGAAGGAGGUGAAAAUCUUUCAGUUGGCCAGAGACAGUUGAUUUGUUUAGCCAGAGCUCUACUCAGGAAGACAAAAGUGCUAGUGUUGGAUGAAGCAACGGCGGCUGUUGACCUGGAAACUGAUGAUCUCAUCCAGAAGACGAUCAGAACCGAAUUUAGUAAUUGUACAGUACUCACUAUAGCACAUAGAUUAAAUACUAUUAUGGAUUCUGAUCGUGUCAUAGUCCUUGAUAAAGGAAAAAUCAUUGAGUUUGAUACACCAAGCAAUUUAUUGAAAGAUGAAAAUUCAAUAUUUUAUAGUAUGUCGAAAGAUGCAGGUUUAGUGUAAACACCAGUACAAUUAGAAAACGGUUUCAAUGGAAUUAGGAAUGUGGUGUUUUGACUUUAUUGCCAUCAUAAUAAUCUUUACUUUUGGUUUGAUAGUGAUCACUUUUACAUUAUUUUAUAUUUUUGUACUUAAAGAUUUUACUGUGGAACUUAAGCGGCUACUUAAAGUUUGCAAAACUGGUGACCUAAAAUAUUUAAAUCACUUGAAAUAUUAAAAAAGAACUGAUAUGUUCUUUCACAAUUGUCAUAUAAAAAUUUUCACAUACCCCAGUAUUCUUGCCAGUGUUUUUGUAUUAAUAUUCAACUAGGCUUAAUGAUAUAUAAGUCAUUGAAGUACACUUUUUUUAUACAUAUUACAAGUUGAUAGUUGUUUGUUAGUGAAUAUUAAUUUUUUUGUUUAAUUUUGAGAACUUUUGUUCACUUCAUUAAAUCGAAUCGUUGAAAAAUAA